UUUCUUCCACGCAGACGGGUUCUGAUCAGCUCACCUCGUGACUUCUCUUCCCCUCCUCGUCUCCCGAUCGAUUGCUUCCUCCCUCCACCGACGCGGAGGGGAAGCGCAGCCCAGAUCGCCGGAGGCGAGCGGCGACCUCUCUCCAGCUCCGAGAAGCCGCAGCAGGGUGGGGAACGAACUCCAUCGAACAGAGUCAACGGCUGCGGCUGCGGCUGCUUUACCGGGCAAGCCGUGUGCCCCCACUCUACCCAGCCCAGCCUACCCCGUUCUUCUCCCGAUUCAGCCGUUCCGAACCGUGUUUACGCCCCUGAUCCACCUGAUCUGUUCCUAUGCUCCUGUUGACAACUUGGGGUUUCGUCUCUGCAGGGAGGCUCGUGGAAUCAGUAGCCGUUUCUGGCAGUGGCAGCAGGGCGCACCAUGGAGGGGAUGAGCUGGAGAACGGCGUGCUGUUUAUCGGUGCUCUGCGCCGUGCUGCUGCUCUUGCGCCCGGCCGAGGGCAUCCGCUUCGUGAUCGACAGGGAAGAGUGCUUCUCGCAUAACGUGGAGUACGAGGGGGACACUGUCCAUGUCUCCUUCGUCGUCAUCAAGGCUGACACCCCGUGGCAUUACAGCGAGGAAGGCGUUGAUCUUGUGGUUAAGGAUCCUAAUGGCGGUCAAGUCCGUGAUUCUCGAGAUAAGACUAGUGAUAAGUUUGAGUUCAUAGUUCAGAAGAGAGGUGUCCAUCGCUUCUGCUUCACGAAUAAAUCCCCGUAUCACGAAACUAUAGACUUUGAUGUGCAUGUUGGCCAUUUUUCAUAUUUCGAGCAGCAUGCCAAAGAUGAGCAUUUUGCACCACUUUUCGAGCAAAUAGCCAAGUUAGACGAGGCACUUUACAAUAUUCAGUUCGAACAGCACUGGCUAGAGGCCCAAACUGACCGUCAAGCAAUAUUGAACGAAAACAUGAGCAGGAGGGCAGUACACAAGGCACUCUUCGAAUCAGCGGCACUGAUCGCAGCCAGCGUUAUCCAAGUCUAUCUCCUGCGCCGGCUCUUCGAGCGCAAGCUGGGAACGUCUAGGGUUUAAGACUCUGCUAGAAGCCAACUCCCCCUUGUGGCCACCAUGAUCAUAACCGAUACACCUGUAAUCGAAUGGUUGCUAGAUCAGCUAAUACUGCUUGUUUGUGGACUUUAGUUACAUGUAAUCUUUUGUGAUUCCACAGAUGACAACUCUUCGAGUUUAAACCGUCAAUUUAGCCUUCGUUUUGCCUCA
Sorghum bicolor (sorghum) is the source of this 1248-nucleotide messenger RNA. Its product is annotated as transmembrane emp24 domain-containing protein p24beta2. The coding region runs from base 418 to 1062 and encodes 214 amino acids. The transcript is spliced from 5 exons. Gene Ontology annotation, cellular component: Golgi apparatus; COPII-coated ER to Golgi transport vesicle; endoplasmic reticulum. Gene Ontology annotation, biological process: endoplasmic reticulum to Golgi vesicle-mediated transport; Golgi organization; intracellular protein transport. The record is from RefSeq and is a predicted model, not a curated record. NCBI's taxonomy places the organism in Eukaryota, Viridiplantae, Streptophyta, Magnoliopsida, Poales, Poaceae.